GGAUAAUGAAAUACAUAGAUGGUAGUUAUAAGAAUUUCUAUUUCAACAAUGUCUACGAUGUAUGCAAGAUUAUGCGCUCGAAACGCAAUGCCUUGCUGGAGUUUGUUUAUCAACAAGCAAUGCCGUAUACAAAUUUCAAUCAUACAUGUCCUUUUUACGAGACUUAUUUGCAUGUGAAGAACCUCCGUUUGGAUGACAGCAAAUUGCGUCCAAUGAAAAUGAUAAUGGAUGGAAAGUAUGCCUUAAUCGGUACAUGGAUGUCAAAUAAAAUCAAGCGUCUACAACUUGAAUUGUAUUUUACAUGGCAAAAAUGAAUGAAGAAACUUUUAUGGCAUGCAAGGAGAAUAUAUCAUAUAAUUCGUGUACAUAUUUCAUGUGUUAAAUAAAGUGUUCCAGCAAUGAUAGAUAUGCGGCCAGACAGCACUGAAAAUUUUUAUUUAUUG
Messenger RNA from Zeugodacus cucurbitae (melon fly), 443 nucleotides. RefSeq lists its product as uncharacterized. The record is from RefSeq and is a predicted model, not a curated record. NCBI's taxonomy places the organism in Eukaryota, Metazoa, Arthropoda, Insecta, Diptera, Tephritidae. The transcript has 2 exons. The coding region runs from base 6 to 314 and encodes 102 amino acids.